This is a messenger RNA of Austrofundulus limnaeus, 2152 nucleotides long. It is a transcript of the gene myadmb, whose product is annotated as myeloid associated differentiation marker b. Gene Ontology annotation, cellular component: membrane. The coding region runs from base 172 to 1053 and encodes 293 amino acids. The transcript has 2 exons. Lineage: Eukaryota; Metazoa; Chordata; Actinopteri; Cyprinodontiformes; Rivulidae. The record is from RefSeq and is a predicted model, not a curated record.
GCCUAAUUUGGUUUUCUGGGCGGGGAGCUGCUCCUCUGGGCUGCUAGUAAAUCCAGACUUUAGGUUGAAAACUUUACAAUCUGCAGCUCUGUGCUCCUGGUUGUUCUGGAGAAACAAACGUCAGGAAGUUCCCCCUGCCUGAGCAGCUGAAGGAAAGUAAUAAAUCUGAUCAUGGCUAUCGUCCUGAAGUCCAGCCCUCUGCUGUGGACUCGGCUGGCCGCCCUGGCCUUCGCCUGCGUGGCCUUCUCCAUCGCCGUGCACGGAGCCAGGGUCAACUACAGCGCCGGGAACUUCUGCAUCUUCUGCUGGGCCUUCAGCUUCGCCGGCACCCUUCUGGUCCUCCUGGUGGAGCUUUUCGGCCUGCAGACCAAAGCGCCCGUUUCCUGGAAGAACUUCCCCAUCACCUUCGCCUGCUACUCCGCCCUCCUCUGCCUGUCGGCCUCCAUCAUCUUCCCGCUCUACUUCCUCCAGGAAGGCGGCGGCCAGGACGAGAUUCGCAACUUCCGCAUCGUGUCCACCGUCUUCUCCUGCCUGGCCACCAUCGCCUACAUGAGUGAGGUGAGUCUCAGCAAAGCUCGGCCGGGCGAGGUCUCCGGCUACAUGGCCACGGCGCCCGGGCUCCUGAAGAUCUGCGAGACCUUCGUGGCCUGCAUCAUUUUUGUCUUCAUCAGUGACCCCGUCACGUACGACCGCAACGACGCGCUCAGGUACUGCAUGGCCGUCUACUGCAUCUGCUUCAUCCUGUCGGCCAUCAUCAUCCUGCUCUGCAUCGGCGAGUGCACCAACUGCCUGCCCUUCCCGUUCUCCCGCUUUCUGUCGGGCUACGCCCUGCUGGCCGUCGUCCUCUACCUGUCGGCGACCAUCAUCUGGGCCAUCUUCAACUUCGACCCCAAGCACGGCGGCUCGAAAACCAGACACUCCAGCUGCGGCACGGGGAGGGGGUUGUGCCAGUGGGACAAGAACGUGGCGGUGGCCGUGCUCUCCGCCGUCAACUUCGUCCUCUACCUGGCCGACCUCGUCUACUCCGCCCGCCUGGUGUUCGUCAGCGCUUGAGGGGCGGGAGGAGGAAGGCGGGCCAACAGUGUGCUCCAAAGGAAAUUGAAUUUGGCCGCCUAAUUCAAGGCUGUAAAUCUCCCGUCAGGCAUACUGCUGCGAGCAAACGCUACAGGAGACAGAAUGCAUCUUAAAUGGUUAACAGGAAGUGCAUCAGGGGUGGUUUAGAGGCAGGGCAGGCUUUUCAGAAUAAAAACAGGUGCAAUCACUUGGUAAAAAUACAAAUCUUGAUGGUUUUUUUGGUCCCAGUCUACAUUUGUUACUACAGAAAAGGCCAAAUUUAAUUUAGUUGAAGUAUACUGCACAGCUGAUUAUAUUUCCUUGAAAAUAAAGCUUCCUGUUCGUGUUUUUCUUCUUUCAAAGACCUGAGCAGAGGUUUAUCAGGAUUGCAGUAGAGAUUGCUGGAACGUGCUGACAAAAAAAGAAAAAAGAUACUCCUGUUUUGUUUUUUUUCGUUUCUGGUUUUACAGAGGAAACAAUCCAAUGAAGAAACAACAGAGCGACUAAAAGCCAUAAAUGUGUUUAAUGCAUGUUAGUCUGAUGUUAAAUAUUUCAUCAUUUAAACUGUCAAUAAAUAAAAACAAAUAUCAGAUGUAUCUGAAAUGAACUUAAGAUUUAAAAGUUUACAUUUUUUAAGAUUUUGACUAUCUGAACCCUGAAGCUGGUUGAACUCAUUUGUUUUUCCAGCUUCUUUUGAUCCAUUUGAUGAUUUAAAACUCAAAUUCAGACUUAAUUCGUUGACAUGAUGUUUGCAUGAAUGCUUGGCUUUUUGCUGCUGUUAUAGUUCGAGCUUCAAUCAGUGAAAAACAUACAUAUAAAAAAUGUAUUUUUAAAAUCACAAGUAUAUUGAAAUCCUUUUAUUUGCUUUUCCUGUUUAGUUUUAGUGUUUUUUUCUCUCCAAAGCUCGUACAAACAAUUGAUUAUGAAUUGGUUCUGUGCAGCUGAGGAAACAUUUAGAGCGAGUGCUUUAAAAAGACGCUUUUUUCUUCUGUGUUGUUUUAGUUUUUACUUUUUUACUUUGUACUUUUUAUGUAUGCGAACCACAACAGUGUYAUAAAACAGUGUAAUCAUGUGUUUUAAUAAAAUCACUUAAAACAGA